This is a messenger RNA of Gryllus bimaculatus (two-spotted cricket), 549 nucleotides long. NCBI's taxonomy places the organism in Eukaryota, Metazoa, Arthropoda, Insecta, Orthoptera, Gryllidae. The record is from the annotation of a GenBank genome assembly.
AUGUCUCAACUGGACGUUGAGCAUGCUGUCGAGCAAAUAGUUGGUAAUACUGAUGAUGAUGAUGAUGAUGAUGAUGAUGAUGAUGAGAUGCAAUGGAAUGGAAUGAGAGGUUUCACAAGGGAAAGAAUCCCGACAAAACCUGACGGUUAUUUUCAAGGGGGGCUUCCUUGGAAAGAGACCCUGUGGUCCCACUUGGACCUGCCCGGCUGGCCGCUCCGCGACAAGCGGCGAGCGGUAGCUGCUGAGCAGUGGGCGAGUAAGCUGUUCUCUCGGCCGGCAGCUACCGGAACACGAAAGAGGCGGGCUACGCCUUCACGGGGCCUUGUUUAGAUGGCCUCGCUUACGCACGAGAGGCCGCUGCGCAAUCUCUCUGGAGCAUGUCAGCGAGGGGAGACAAAACCAACACCGGUAGCAGCUAGCCUGAAGGGAACAGAUGGAUCAACUAUAUGUGAUUGGGAGGUUACACAUUCAUCCCGGCAAGGUGCCAUUUCCUGGAUUUAUUUAACAAGGAUAAACUUCGGGCAAGACCGUGAGUUUGCAUGGCAAGAA